CGCGACGACCGUCCGAGCCCUCUCCACCACAUCGGCCUCGUGCAGCAUCCAACUCUGUCUUUCCUCGACGCGUACAACCACGUCGAGUGCUUUUGUGCUUUCGCCUCGCCAUUUGACGGCCGUCUUCUGCUUCGACAUCUCCCACUACCAGGCCUUUCCCGCCACGGCUCCGGCCUGCUUCCUGCCUCCAGAUCACGCGCGCCCGGACGCCACGCUCUCUGUGAAGCUCUCCCCAUCGCCCGCCCAUCGUCACGCGCGCGCACUCCAUCACCAUGGCCGAAUCUGGUGUCAGCAACACGAGGCUCUAUCUCGGGAACCUCCCACGCAAUGCUACCAAGGCCGACGUUGAGAACCACUUCAACACCCAUGGCACCGGCGAGAUUACCGAGAUCAAGCUGAUGAAUGGCUUUGGCUUCAUCGAGUACAAAGAUGCCAUGGAUGCGCGUGAUGUCGUUCCAGCUGGCUAGAUGGAUCCGAGUUCAUGGGCGAGCGGCUCGUCGUUCAAUUCGCCCGUGGCUCAACUCGUCCUCGUGAUGGCUUCGAGCAGCAACCUCGUAUGGCCCCUCGUCCAAGACGUACUAUCCACCGCAUGACCAUUACUGGAUUGCCAUUCGAGACCAGCUGGCAGGAUCUCAAGGAUUUCGCGCGUCAGUCAGGCCUGGACGUUGUCUACAGCGAGGUCAACCGCGAGCGUGACCCCAGCGGCACUGGCAAGGGUUUCGUCGAGUAUGAGACUGCCGCUGAUCUAGCUUCCGCCGUGGAGAAGCUCGACAACUCCGAGUUCAAGGGCUCUACUGUCCGCUGCAUCUCAGACCCUCAAACUGAUGUGCCACGCCCACGUGAGCGCUUCCGAUCUCGCUCUCCUGGCUUCCGCGGAGGCCGUGGUGGCUAUGGCCCGCCUCCAGAUGACUACUAUGGUGGCGGAGGCUACGAUCGCCGAGGACCGCCACGUGGCUAUAGCCCACGCCGCGACGACUAUCGUCGCCGCACUCCUCCACCGCGCGAUUACUACGGCGGUGACCCACGCGAUGACCGCUAUGGUCCUCCACGCGGCGGUCGCCCACCUGUCGAUGACUACCCACCACGUGGAGGCGGCUACCCAGAUGACCGCUACGGCCCACCACCGCCCCGACGAGGAUACGAGCCGGAGCCUUACGCCAACGGACAUGGUCGUGAGCCAUAUGCCGGCCGUCCACGAAGCCCUCCCCCGAGAGAAGGUGGCCGAGGCUACGGCGGCGGUGGCGGCGGUGGUGCCCGCGAGCCAUAUGGAGAGAGGCCUUACUGAACGCCCUCUGGAUCGAUGCGGAGCGCAACAUACGACACCAGCACCUACAUAAUGAAGUUCACAGAAGGACACGAUGUCACGAGUUAGACUGUACUCUCACGGGAUGGACUUGUUGCUUGGUCGCGGGAGGGCGCUCUACUGCGGAUCAAGAUGCACGAGGGGCAUCAAUGCGAAAUGCGCACAUUUCUCUGGGUUUCAUUUUCAUGCGCGAUCUCUGGUUUUGGCGCUUGGCUCCAUGCACCAUACGCUCGCCGGCUGUCGAGUUUCGCGGGUACGCAUGGCCACGGAUCCUCUCCAACUGUAGCAUAACUUCUGGAGAGUACGUUGGCCAACGGCGUUUCUGCUUUCCAAACAUUAAUGGCUGGCCUUCAAAGCGGAUUUGGUGUGCGUGUGUAUCAUCAGACUGGUAAAAGCAAAAUCGAUACGGGUUGAACAGUACAAUUAUGCCAUGCCUCCGCCCUGACCUAUUUUUAACUGAAUACUGGCGCCGUUCCGCCCCGGGGUUGACCCUCAGCUUGUGUACAUGUGCAACCAACCG
Messenger RNA from Cercospora beticola, 1823 nucleotides. The record is from RefSeq and is a predicted model, not a curated record. NCBI's taxonomy places the organism in Eukaryota, Fungi, Ascomycota, Dothideomycetes, Mycosphaerellales, Mycosphaerellaceae.